GGAAAUCAACGGGGCAAAGCUCCUAAACAGCCUCCUCAACGCCCCAAGGCUUAAGUCUCUGCUCCAAGUGUAUGAGUGUCUGCGGCAACACCAGAGAGAGCCAGCUGCUCCCUUCCUACCCUACACAACACAGCUCAUCCAACAGAUUCUGGCUGACCUGAGAACAGUUCAGAACACUUCUGCUGAGGCCAGGGAGCUUUACAGUCUCCUCAGGGGACCACAUUUCCAGGCUCUGACAUCAGCCCAUGAUACGGUGGCCCAGAAGGACUAUGACCCUGUGCUGCCUCCUAUCCCUGACAACCUCGCUGACGAUGAGGAGGCCAUGAGGAUAGUCUGUCUGGUGAAGAACAAGCAGCAGCUGGCCCGGUCUCAAGGCACUCUCGUGUCCAAAGUGUUUCCCAUCACAGAUAGACCAGUCAGCAACCAGACGAUAUGUGUCUCCUGGUGUCCCAGCUGUAUGUGCGUGCCAUGGCAGACUACAGUCCCCAGCAGGACCUGGCCAUUCCCUGCGCCGAGGCAGGUAUGGACUUCAGGAAGGGAGACCUGCUGGAGAUCGUGGACCAGUCAGACACCCUCUGGUGGCAGGCCAAGAAACUACCCAGCACCUCGGCCUGCGCUGGACUUAUCCCCUCCACCAACCUGCUCAGGAGGAAACAGAAAGAGUUCUGGUGGUCUCAGCUUUACCAGCCUACAUCAAACCCUAUAAAGACCUGAUGGCCAUUGAUGAAAAGUGUGAUGAAGCUGAGAUGAGGAAGAUUUUGAAUCUUUUAGAAUUCCAAUUUGAAAUGUGAGAGGAGCUAAGAGAAGAGGAGGGUGAGUUCAGCACUAACGUCGAGGGGAUCUAUCUAACUGGGUUCAGACGUAGCCUGCGUCUGUGCCGGCGCCAGUCCCUAAGCACUGGUUCCAGUCAGCAGUCCUGCUACACCCGCUGCUCCAGCAGCUGCUACAGUGCCCUCAACAACCCAUAUGAAGAGGUGGUACGAUACCAGUGCAACCCGCAGGACAAGCACCGCCUGGUCACCCUGGUCCCUCUGGCAUUGGAGUGAACGAACUUAAUCGAAAUCAAUCCAGUGACCUUUCAAGGGGCCGUGCCUCACACAACACGAGCCGCUAAGAGCCAUGAGGAGUCUGAUAAAGAGUAUCACUUCAUCAACAGAGAACUGUUUGAGAACAUGGUUUACAACAACAAGCCAUCCAGUCAGUGAGGACACAUGAGCUCAAGGCCUACAUCAUCUAUGUGAAGCCGCCCACCGCAAAACAAAUGAAGGAGACCAGGACACUCAGAUCGCCACAAAUGACUACGUCAACAUCCCUUUCAAAGAGGAAGACUUCCAGGAGAUUGAGGAGACAGCCAGAAAGAUGGAGUUUCACUACUGCUAGUUCUUCGAAAAUGUGAUGGUGAACGACAGGCUGCAAGACUCCUGUGUUCAGCUACUGAGGGCUGUGAGAAGGGCUCAGGACUAGACACAGUGGGUUCCUGCCAACUAGAUACGACCCACAGAGGAGUUUUGAUGAGAAAUGAGGAGAGGAGAGAACAUAAAAGGAUCACAAACAGGGCAUCGUAAAAGAGGGAAUGGAGAACAACAUGGAUGUGGAGUGGCUGUCACCUUUGGCUGCUACUUCUGAAGAUGCCCUCUGCUCUUCAGUGGAAUUUGUUUUAGAUUGGAUUUCUUGUUUUGUUUUGUUUAGUGUGAGUUUGAGAGACUCAUACAGAUACUGUCCUUGUGUCUGCUUGAAUCUGUUGUUGACUAAUUUGCCUAUUUAAGGCUAUGGUGGCGCUGGAUUAAACCAAAAAUCAUGUCUGUUUUUCUCUGAAAUUGUGUGCAUAGUUGGAGAUAAUGUAUUGAUGUGCUACAUAGGUAUGCUAUGAGAGGUUGUAGGUUAACUUCUCAUCUUUCGUUUACAAUCAGAGCAAAUAAUUGUCCGUGCUGAAUUUCUGUAUUUUCUUAAUGUUUUUAUUUGAUUUAAUAAAAUGAAUGUUAAUGCCAAAGAACGUAUAUUCAAGUGCUCUAGAUUGGUACGAUGUUUCAGUAGGAAGGUGAGCAAGUUAGUGGAGUUAUGUGCUCACCAUUUAACACAAUGUUUUCAUAGUACUGAAGGAUACCUUCAGCACAGGCUGUAAUCCCAGGCUAUUAUUAUACAUAAUAUUUUUUUGUGUAACAUAAUGGGAUAUGGAAUAAUGCUAAAAUAUGUGAUGUAUACUGUUACCAAUUUUAAAAAUACAAUUGUGUGUGUGAACGCGUGUUAUUUAAUGUGUUUGUGUGACUUUUUGUGUCAACAUGUGUAGAAGACAGGCUUUUAUUUUGAAAACCGGAAGUUCCUUUUUGUUUUCUCAGCUAAAAAUCACUGUAAAGGCAAGGCAACGAGUGUAAACAAAGUGGUCGGGUAAACACGGUGGCUACCAACAUGCGGACGUUACAAGCCCAAAACGUUUUAACAGCUAGGUAGCUAACUAGCUAUCUCUUAUCGGGGUUGUUUUAAUAGGAUAUCCCGCAGAAAUGGACACAGGAGGAUUCCAGGCACAAAGUAUGCGACGGAGGGACCUCCCGCCUCUUCCACAGCGUGGACAGCGUGCCCUGCCCCCCAUGUCAAGUCAAGAUACAGUUGACGUGAUGCCGGUCCCUAAAAGCAAGAGGAAGAAGUCGAAGAGUCAGGUGGAUGGUGUUGAAAGCCCAGAGGCAGACUCUGGGAUGGAGAUGGCCCAAGUGGGGGGUCUGAGCAGUCGCAGGUCAUCUGAGGUCAUCCAGGCCUUGACCCCCGAUUCGCCGGAAGCUGCACCACAGAGAAGGAAGAAGAAGAAAAAGGCAGCGACCGUAGACAUGGAGGAUGACCAGGCUGACCUGGUGAACGGGGAUGGACUGGUCCAGAACACAGCAGAGGCAGGGGAAGAAGUGACCAAAAAACCCAAGAGGAAGAAGAAGUCGAAAGUGUCAGAGACACAGUACGUCAACGAGCUUCAUGUAGAGGACGAUGACAUCAUCACAGACGCUCAGCCACCCGUCCCCCGGCAUUCCCUGUUCUCUGCUCCCCUGGGACAGAGCCAGCCCGUGGGGAAGGUGUUUGUAGAGAGGAGCAAGAGGUUUCAAGCGGCCGAUCGGUCAGACAGACCGAAGUCCAGCGAUCAGGUGGACAACUUCGUGGACAUCCAGCAGAUGUGGACUACCAAGGAUGUGUCUCUUAGGGUACAUGGUGGCUUCAGGGGGGUUGGGCUGUUCUGCCACGGCUUCCUAGCAGGCUAUGCAGUGUGGAACAUCAUAGUGAUCUAUGCCCUGGCAGGAAAACAUCUCACUACUCUGCCUAACCUACUGCAGCAGUACCACAGCCUGGCCUACCCUGCACAGUCUCUCUUCUACCUGCUACUGGCUAUAAGCACCGUGUCAGCCUUUGACAGGGUGAAUCUGGCCAAAGGCGCCAUGGCUAUGAGAGAGUUUGUCACCCUGGACCCAGUUGCUCUAGCCUCUUUCUUGUACUUCUCAUCUCUGGUCCUCUCUCUCAGCCAGCAGAUGACCAGUGACCGCAUCAACCUGUAUCCCAGUGCUAACGAGACCUUAUGGCCUCCUGGGUCAGAGCACCAGAUCCUGAACCCGUGGAUCAUAGUGAACCUGGUGGUGGCUGUGCUGGUAGGAAUGGCCUGGAUCUUCAUCUCCACUAGGCCUGAGAUGGACUACACCGAAGGAUUCCUAAUGGCUAUGGAGAUCGAGUCCUUGAGACCAGAGGAGAAAUCAGAAAUGUCUACUUGAGGAAUAGUAUUUCCAUUUUUUUUCCUUGCACAUCUUUUUUUGUGCUGUAUUUUUAUCAGCCAACACAAAAUGUACACCUUGUUUGUGGUAAUAAGCAGUUUAUUUUUGUAUGACCCAAAUGUGCACUUGUUUUGUCAAGUGUAUUGAUUACCAUUGGAAAUAAUAAAAAUGUUAUCCCACUGA
This is a messenger RNA of Oncorhynchus kisutch (coho salmon), 3923 nucleotides long. Its product is annotated as transmembrane protein 237B. The record is from RefSeq and is a predicted model, not a curated record. NCBI's taxonomy places the organism in Eukaryota, Metazoa, Chordata, Actinopteri, Salmoniformes, Salmonidae. Gene Ontology annotation, biological process: cilium assembly. The coding region runs from base 2499 to 3740 and encodes 413 amino acids. The transcript has 27 exons. Gene Ontology annotation, cellular component: ciliary transition zone.